GGCCGCAACCAUGUCGGUGGCAGGUACGACGCCGACGUGGUGUGGUCAUGUACUACAGUAGACGACUACCACAAGGGACGAUGUAGAGUCGUUGCACAUGUGGGACGAGAUCAAUCGCCUCAAGCAGCACGUGGCAGACCUGCAGCGCAACGAGCGCAUGCUGAUCGACGCGGCCAACGCCGCCGCAGACGACCGCGACCGGUUCGUGACGCAUCCGCAAUUGCAAGCCGGACUUGCGCUUAAGGCAUCGACCACGGCCGUGCCCACGGAAAUAGGCAAGCUACGGGCGGACCUGUUAGCAGCCAUCGCGACCAAGGCCGACGUGACGUUGGUGGACGCUGUGCACCUCAAGAAACUGGACAUUGCGACCUUUGACGCACAAGUGCGGGCCACAGACAAGCUACGGUUCAUCCUGGAGCAGAUGCUGCGGGAUAUGUUUGCCACGUUCGCGUUGCAUGUGGAACGGGAUGUCCGCGACGUUCAAGCGCUCCUGGACGUGAACGAGAAGCGUAUUUUAGGGGCAUUGACCGGUCUCGAGAGUGCCAAGCACGACCAUUCGUUCUUGUGCGAGCGGGUCCGAGCCGUCGAGCGCAAGACUGGUGGCGGACAGCCCAAGAACGAUGCGGGAACGUUCUUCCGAACAGACGACCAGACGACGUUUCAGUCGUUCGAAGCCGCCGUCAACACGUUGCACGCCGAGUCGGUCGUGGCCAACGCCGCCACUGCCCAACUCAGCGCCACUAUUGCGACGAUGCAAGCUGCGAUCGAUGCAGUGCACACAGAAACGUCCAAGUCCGAGCACGACAUCGGGGCCGCCAUUGCCGCCGAAGUCCGAAAAGCCCACGCCGCCGACGCCAAGUUGUUUCAAGCGAUCGAGGCAAAGCAAGCCGAGCUCGCCGAGAACGUUCGACGCGCCCAAGAGACGGCGGCGUUGGCAGUGUCCGCCGUGGACGACUUCAAGUCGGAUGCGUCGACGAUCCUCCAAAACACAUGCGAUAAAAAUGUGGCGGCGGCGGUGAAAGCGAUGGGCACCGAAACGAAUCACUUGAGAGAUUUGAUCAAGCGCAACCAAUACGUGGCCUCAGAACACACCAAGACAGUCGAAGGGAUGGUCCGGUGCACGAGCCAAGCGUUGACUGCACUCGAGAAAAAGCUGCACGCGCUUGGAAUCGUGUGCCAUUCCACGCGCCGAGAUAUUGUUGAAAUGAAAGCGCCGUUUCUUACCGAAGUGGCCAAUUUGAAAGCCGAAAAUAACGCCAUCUUGCAUGAAAUUCGUCGCCAGCAGGACGUGUCGAGGGAGCUUGUCCUAGACUACAAGGACUAUGUCGACCAGCACGACGCCAACCCACUCAAGCCCCAAAAACCAGUGUCAGCCCGUCGCCCCCACUCGAGUGUCACGCCUGUGAACUUAACCAAACGAUUUGGAGUCGUCCCAGACUGCCACGUCAUGCCGCCAUCUUCCGUUGCAUGUGGACGGGUGACCAAACCUCGCGCCAAAACGGCCGGUCCAAAUCGAACAAGUGGGACGGUACCACCUUCGAUGGCCGUGGCAGUGGCGCCAGGUCGUGCCACCCGCCGCCUGCCGCCUCCUUCGACCUCUGAUGACAAUGGAGAUGAUGGUCAUGAUCAUUGUGGGGAUUUGUUUGCUGUGGGAUGCAUCGACCCAGUCGAGAAUGCGUUUUUGCUGUCGAAAUCACCCUUGGGAUACCAAAGCAACGUGCUCGAGAACAACAACACGAUUGAAUAAGACCACGACCAGCCUGCAAGUGAAAUCGACGACGACGACGACGGGCGGCUCCAUCAUGACAUGCAUAUGCAGUAGUACGUGCUAGCUACUACUAGUACUACUAGUACUA
Molecule: messenger RNA, 1856 nt
Organism: Aphanomyces astaci
Lineage: Eukaryota; Oomycota; Saprolegniomycetes; Saprolegniales; Verrucalvaceae
Exons: 11
Coding region: 98-1747 (549 amino acids)
Source: RefSeq, a predicted model, not a curated record